This is a messenger RNA of Fragaria vesca subsp. vesca, 2121 nucleotides long. RefSeq lists its product as uncharacterized. Lineage: Eukaryota; Viridiplantae; Streptophyta; Magnoliopsida; Rosales; Rosaceae. The transcript is spliced from 3 exons. The coding region runs from base 1 to 2121 and encodes 706 amino acids. The record is from RefSeq and is a predicted model, not a curated record.
AUGCGCCGACAUAACCUGAAGAUGAACCCCGCCAAGUGUGUUUUCUUCGCGGAGGCCGGCGAUUUCCUUGGUUUCCUAGUGCAUCAAAGAGGCAUCGAAAUCCCAAAGGACAAGGCACAGGCGGUAAUCACCGCUUCAAACCCCAACACAAAGAAGGAGCUUCAACAACUGCUUGGGCGAAUCAACUUUCUCCGCCGUUUCAUAUCCAACGUGGCAGGGAAGGUCCAGCCUUUUUCACCCCUCCUCAAGCUCCAGGGGGCAACCGAGUUCGUCUGGGAACCACGACAUCAACAGGCCUUCGAUCGCAUCAAGGACUACCUUACGAACCCACCAGUCCUGAUCCCACCUCGCGACGGGUGCAAGCUGCGCAAUUACAUACUUGCCUUUACCACGGUUGUGAUCGCUCAAUCCGACCUGGUCAAAUACAUGCUCUCUCGCCCUAUCUUGCGGGGACGCAUCGGCAAGUGGAUCCUAGCCAUGUCCAAAUUCUCGUUGCAAUAUGUUCCGCAAAAGGCAGUAAAAGGACAGGCAAUAGCAGACUUUCUCGCUCAUCACCCACCCUCAGAGCUCACGGUGUUUCGCGAGUUGGAAUUCGCUACCGUGACACUCGCUCCAUGGACCCUGUACUUUGAUGGUUCGCGGACUGACACCGCAGCCGGAGCUGGGAUAGCCAUAGCCAAUCCCGCCGGAGACCGCUUCUCAUACUCGUUCCAGCUCGAUUUCAAAUGUACCAACAACCAGGCUGAGUACGAGGCGCUGAUCAUCGGCCUAGAGAUUUUGUUGGAUUUAGGAGUUCGCGAGGUUCAGAUCUUUGGCGAUUCUUUGUUGGUCGUCAAUCAGCUGGUGGAAAAGUUUAAGUGCUUAAGCUCGUCAAUUGAGCCAUACCUAUGCAAGGCAUUUGAGGUGUUGGAUCGAUUUGACGAUGUCUACAUCGAGCACAUACCACGCGAGUUCAACUUCGCCGCCAACGAGCUCGCCCAAGUAGCGUCCGGUCUCAGCCUGCGCGACGGAGUGCGCGAACGUUUGCUUAAAGUCGAACGCCGUACGCUUCCCUCUUUCAUCACUAGGGGGCAAUUUCAGGCCGACACCCCCGAAGUUGCGGCCUUGGACCCUAUCGACGAGGAUUGGCGGCUACCAUUUAUCGCCUACCUCCAGAACCCCAACGACGCCGCUCACUCCAGGCAAAUACGUUUCCUCGCCUUAAACUUUGUUUUACGCAAUGGCGAACCUCCGGCGGCGUGGGGAAGCGGAACGAUUCCGCUGCGUUGGGUUGAGGCCGAACCACUCAAGGUUGCCUCCGCCAACUCGGUUCGCAACUUUAUUUUCCGCAAUAUCAUCUCCCGCUUUGGUAUCCUAGAGUGCAUCGUUACGGACAGGGGGACAGCUUUCAUGGCUGAUUCAGUUGUUAAGUACUUAAAUGACUACGGAAUCCAGCUUCUCCACUCUACGCCAUAUUAUGCACAGUCCAACGGCCAGGCGGAGGCUAGUAAUAAGGUCAUCCUUGGCAUCCUCCGUAAGAUGUUGGAGUUGAACCCGCGUGUCUGGCAUGAGGAACUCUGCCACACCUUGUGGGCCUAUCGCACUUCAAAGCGCGGCCCGACGGAUACCACCCCGUACACUCUCAUGUACGGUCAUGAUGCCGUCCUUCCCCUUGAGAUUAAUAUCGCUUCACUCCGCGUUCAGGAACAGCACCAACUCCUUGGCGAGGAUUACGUCCAAGCUAUGUGGCAGGAGCUUGAAGAUCUCGACGAGCACCGCGUCGUCGCUUUCAACAAUCUCGUCCUCGAGAAACAACGCAUCGCGCGUUCGUACGAUAAAGUCACGCGCGGACGUAGCUAUGCUGAGGACCAAAAAGUGUGGCGCGCGGUACUCCCACUGGGGGAAAAAACCGACGGUAGGGAAAAGUGGUCCGCUCGAUGGGAAGACCCUUUUAUUAUUCAUCGUGCCAUUCAUCGCAAUCCUAUUAAUGGCCGCUUUCUCAAGCGCCACAUUGCAGGAAUUUGGGAACACGAGGAUCCUCCACCUCCCCCAGACCCCGUCACCACAGUCAAUAGUGCUACGCGCCAUCGCGUUCUCGCUCUGUCGCCUAACACUAGGGGGCAAUCCGGGAUAGACGACUGA